UACAAUCCAAUAAAGCAAAAGAUUACCAACGUUUGCUAGACACUGAAACUUGUCUUCUUCUCUUCUUUCACCCUUCCAUUGUUCUCCCAAAACAUCUCUCGUCGAAUGGAAACCAAAGGUUUCACCCAAGAUGGAACUGUCGAUCUUCAUGGCCGCCCUGUCCUUGCCAAUAGAACUGGAAAAUGGAAAGCUUGUGCUUUCCUUGUUGGAUAUGAAGCAUUUGAAAGGAUGGCUUUCUAUGGAAUAGCUUCAAAUUUAGUGAACUACUUGACCACCCAACUUCAUGAAGAUACAGUUUCAUCUGUCAGAAAUGUGAAUAGCUGGUCAGGAUCGGUGUGGAUUACACCAAUUCUUGGAGCAUACAUAGCAGAUACUUACCUGGGUCGUUUCUGGACUUUCACAGUCUCAUCGCUCAUCUAUAUCAUGGGAAUGAUAAUGCUCACAACAGCAGUUUCACUGAAAUCUUUGAAGCCAACUUGCACAAAUGGAAUCUGCAACAAGGCCUCUACUUUGCAAAUAGCAUAUUUCUAUACAUCUUUAUACACCAUAGCAAUAGGAGCAGGGGGGACAAAACCCAACAUAUCAACUUUUGGGGCAGACCAGUUUGAUGAUUUUAACCCCCAUGAAAAAGAGCUCAAGGUUUCAUUCUUCAAUUGGUGGAUGUUUAGCUCUUUCUUGGGUGCCUUGUUUGCUACUCUUGGCCUUGUCUACAUUCAAGAAAACUUGGGAUGGGGACUAGGCUAUGGGAUCCCAACAGUUGGUCUUCUGUUUUCCCUACUUGUAUUUUAUCUUGGGACCCCAAUUUACAGGCACAAAGUAAGGAAGACUAAAAGCCCUACAAGGGACCUGAUUCAAGUCCCCAUUACCGCCUUCAAAAAUCGGAAACUUCAGCUCCCUAACAACCCAUCUCAGCUUCAUGAGCAUGAACCACAACAUUAUAUCAACAGUGGAAAACGGCAGGUUCAUUACACUCCAAUUUUCAGAUUCUUGGACAAGGCUGCAGUAAAGGAUGCCAACUCACGUAAGCCACCAUGCACUGUAACUCAAGUGGAAGGGACCAAGCUUGUUCUUGGGAUGCUUUUAAUAUGGCUAGUGACCUUAAUUCCUAGCACCAUAUGGGCUCAAAUAAACACAUUAUUUGUGAAGCAAGGUACCACCUUGGAUAGGAGCAUAGGUUCCAGCUUUCAAAUCCCACCAGCAUCACUUGGGAGCUUUGUCACCCUCUCCAUGCUCCUCUCAGUACCAAUGUAUGAUCGAUAUUUCGUUCCAUUCAUGCGUAGUAAAACUGGCAAUCCUAGAGGAAUUACCCUCCUUCAAAGGCUUGGCAUUGGAUUUUUCAUCCAGGUUAUCGCUAUUGCUAUCGCAUAUGCUGUGGAGGUUCGGAGAAUGCAUGUCAUAAGAGUGCAUCAAAUAGUAGGGCCUAAAGAAAUUGUUCCCAUGAACAUAUUCUGGCUGCUGCCUCAGUAUGUCUUGUUGGGGAUAGCUGAUGUGUUUAAUGCAAUUGGGCUACUAGAAUUUUUCUAUGACCAGUCACCAGAAGACAUGCAAAGCCUGGGGACAACAUUUUUCACCAGUGGAAUUGGAGUUGGAAACUUCCUCAACAGCUUUUUAGUAACAUUGGUGGAUAAAAUCACAGGUAAAGGUAAGAAUAAGAGCUGGAUUGGAGACAAUUUGAAUGACUGUCAUUUGGAUUACUACUACGGAUUCCUUUUGGUCAUAUCUACUCUCAACAUAGGGGCAUUUCUGUGGGCAUCAAGCAAAUAUGUAUACAAAAGGGAAACCAAAGAAGUGAAUGAGUGCUGUAUUGAAAUGGAGAGCAAGGCCUUAGAGAUAUCUCCACUAGGAUUACAAGUAUGAAAAAUUAUAAAAAAAAAUGUUGAGUGGUAGAAAAAGUAUUACUAUGAUCAUGUGGUAUACCCCUUGUGUAAUAUGUGCAGCAAUUAAUGUUUGUAAUUUCUAUUUUAAUGA
Messenger RNA from Durio zibethinus, 1968 nucleotides. Its product is annotated as protein NRT1/ PTR FAMILY 5.1-like. Gene Ontology annotation, molecular function: tripeptide transmembrane transporter activity; dipeptide transmembrane transporter activity. The record is from RefSeq and is a predicted model, not a curated record. NCBI's taxonomy places the organism in Eukaryota, Viridiplantae, Streptophyta, Magnoliopsida, Malvales, Malvaceae. Gene Ontology annotation, biological process: dipeptide transport; transmembrane transport. Gene Ontology annotation, cellular component: membrane.